Vitis vinifera (wine grape) is the source of this 5510-nucleotide messenger RNA. RefSeq names its product E3 ubiquitin-protein ligase UPL4. Gene Ontology annotation, molecular function: ubiquitin protein ligase activity. The transcript is spliced from 18 exons. Lineage: Eukaryota; Viridiplantae; Streptophyta; Magnoliopsida; Vitales; Vitaceae. The coding region runs from base 327 to 5066 and encodes 1579 amino acids. Gene Ontology annotation, biological process: protein polyubiquitination; proteasome-mediated ubiquitin-dependent protein catabolic process. The record is from RefSeq and is a predicted model, not a curated record.
UGAUAAAAAACCAAAUAAAAGGCGAAAGAGAAUGCGCACUGGGCCGGAAUUAAGCCCAAAAACACGAAAGGCGGUGCGAAUAUUUUCGAUCUCCUCAAAUCAGACCGUCCACGUGUAUGAGUCCCACAGAGAGUCAAUGUACCUGAGUCACACAUGAACUCUGUUCCCGGGAGUAUAUAAUGCCUAUUGCCGGAAGCCUAACCGUAUUCACCCAAAGCUCUCUCCGAUGCCAUUCCCUGAAUCGAUACGUAUCGUAAUUUAUCUUUCACAGAGCAUCAUCAAAAGGGAUUCACAGGAUUGAAAUUUUGUGCAAGUGAGAAUCUAUAAUGGGAAAUCGGGGCCAGAAGCGGCCGGAAUCCGUUGAGGAGUUGCCGGCGGAUAAGCGAGCUUGCAGUUCUUUGGAGUUUAGGCCAAGUUCAUCGUCGAACUCGCCGGGUCAGACUCACACGAACUCUCCGAACUUGGCCCCGGAGUCCCAAGAUGGUGGCCAUGAUGGUGGUGAGAUGGACACGUCGUCAUCGGCUUCCGGCUCGGUCCGAUCAGAGGAAGCUGAGAAAGAUUCGGCCUAUGGAUCAUGCGAUUCUGAUGACUUGGCCGAUGGAGAACUGCGGUUUAAUCGGGACAUUCUUCGUGAUUUUCAACGGAGGCGAUCGUCCGGUGACCAAGCGAAAUUCAAGAAGAUUUUGGUGACUUUAACGGAAGCCGACGAGGUUGAUGUUUCCGGCGUGCUUGCUGCGCUCACUGAGCUCUGUGAAGUGUUGUCGUUUUGUACUGAGAGUUCUCUUUCGAGUUUGACGGUGGACUCUCUGGCACCGGUUCUUGUGAAGCAUGCGAAGCACGAGAGCAAUCCGGAUAUAAUGCUAUUGGCAAUUAGGGCAAUUACGUAUCUCUGUGACGUCUUCCCACGAUCAUCUGGCCUCCUUUCUCGCCAUGGUGUCGUUCCGGCUUUGUGUGAAAGAUUAAUGGCUAUUGAGUAUUUGGAUGUGGCCGAACAGUGUUUACAAGCAUUGGAGAAAAUUUCUCGGGAUCAACCGCUUGCUUGUUUGCAAUCUGGUGCAAUUAUGGCUGUUUUAAAUUAUAUAGAUUUUUUCUCCACUACUGUGCAGAGAGUUGCACUGUCUACUGUAGUGAAUAUAUGUAAGAAACUGCCUUCUGAGUGCACAGCACCUUUCAUGCUGGCUGUCCCUUCAUUGUGUAAUCUUCUUCAGUAUGAGGACCGACAACUUGUAGAAAAUGUGGCUAUUUGCUUGAUAAAAAUAGUGGAGCGAGUUCGUACCUACCCAGAAAUGCUGAAUGAGCUAUGUAAGCACGGGUUGAUUCAGCAAGCCACCCAUCUCAUAGACUUGAAUAGUCGAACCACUCUUUCUCAGCCGAUUUACACUGGUUUGAUUGGGUCACUUGUCAAGCUUGCUUCUGGUUCAGUUGUGGCUGUCAGGACUCUUUUUGAGCUUAAUAUAAGCAGCAUAUUGAAAGAUAUUUUAUCUACUUAUGAUCUCUCUCAUGGAAUACCUUCUGUUAAUAUGGUUGAUGGACACUGCAAUCAGGUGUGUGAAGUGCUCAAGUUGCUUAAUGCACUUCUCCCUACUUCAGCUAGGGAUCAAGAUGUUCAAAUGGUGUUGGAUAAGGAAUCUUUUCUAGCAAAUCAGCCAGAUCUUUUGCAGAAGUUUGGGAAUGACAUACUUCCCAUUUUGAUGCAGGUGGUUAGUUCUGGUGCAAAUUUGUAUGUUUGCUAUGGCUGCCUAUCUAUUAUCAACAAGUUAGUUUAUUUCAGCAAAUCUGACAAUCUUCUUGAAUUGCUUAACAAUACCAAUAUAUCAAGUUUUUUGGCUGGAGUUUUUACUCGGAAGGAACACCAUGUGCUGAUAAUAGCCCUGCAGAUUGUGGAGACACUCCUACAAAAACUUUCUGACACUUUCUCAAAUUCUUUCAUAAAGGAAGGUGUCUUUUUUGCUGUGGACGCGCUUCUUACCCCAGAAAAAUGUUCACAAUUGAAGUUUCCAGUGUUAAGUGGCACCCAUUUUUCAAUUGACUCAAAUCAAAGGCAUGCUGCUAAGGAGGUUUUCAGAUGCUUAUGUUAUGCUUUUGAUAACGAUCAAUUCUCCUCGGCUUCAGAAAUGGAAAAUUGCAAGCUUGAAAAGGAUUCUGUUCACAACCUUGCAAAGCACAUAAGGACAAAGUAUUUGACCACUGAACUACUUAACUCUGAGAAAGGUUUGACUGAUAUUCUUCAGAAGCUCAGAACUUUCUCGGCUGCAUUAACGGAUCUGGUAGACAUGUCCCUCCAUGAUGAUACUUCUGCUCAGCAUGAAGAGAAGUACUAUUGUAUGUUACAUCAAAUCAUCACAAUUCUCAAUGGAAAAGAACCCAUUUCAACUUUCGAGUUUAUUGAAAGUGGAAUUGUGAAAUCCUUGGUGAAUUACUUAUCCAAUGGUCUGUACAUGAGAGAAAAAGUCGGUUCUCAGGGUGUAUCAAGUCAUUAUGACAAUGUAGAAAAAAGAUUUGAGGUUUUUGGAGGACUAUUAUUAUCUUUGUCAGAACCCCUCUCAGAGGACUUGCCUCUAUCAGUAUUAAUACAGAAAUUGCAACAUGCAUUGUCUUCUGUGGAAAAUUUCCCUGUUAUUUUAAGCCAUGCGUCCAAGCAAAGAAACUCAUUUGCUACUGUUCCAAAUGGACGUUGUGUGUCGCAUCCCUGUCUAAAAGUUCGUUUCACAAAGGAAGAGGUGGAGACAUCCCUAUAUGAUUAUUCAGAAGAUGUUCUGACUGUUGACCCCUUUUCUUCUUUGGAUGCCAUUGAGGGAUUUCUGUGGCGCAAAGUUAGCAUCAAAAGAACUGAACCCACAAAUUCAGUGUUUCAAGCUUCACAUGAUAUGAAAGGUCCAAUAUUUCAAGGACCAUUAGAUGCAGGUUCUCAAGGCAAAAGUCCAGAUCUGAUGGAGUCUGAAAGCAUGUCCUCUGAGUUUCCUGAGGUGCAGGAAGACAAAGAUUCAUCACAGUCUACACCUGAAUCUGCAAGCAAUUUAAGAGAGAUGACUCCUGGUGAAGCAACGUCUUCUGGAGAAACUCAAACAGUAUCUGCUGAACAAGAACAACAUGUCUCUUCAGAGGCUGGUGUUAAAAUGAAAACUCAGUGUCCUGAAUCCUGUAGCGGUGAAGAUGCUUCAGUAAAAUUGUUAUUCUAUCUAGAAGGGCAACAGCUAAACCGGGAACUAACGAUGUAUCAAGCAAUUAUCCAGCAACAAAUUGAGGCAGAACAUGAAAUUAUUCCCAGUGGAAAAUUGUGGGGUCAAGUGCACACCCUGACAUACAGGGCAGCUGUGGAACCUAAACAAACUCAUCCUCAAGAAUGUCUUCAAAAUUCUCCUGUAUCUGCUAAAGUUGGGACACAUCUUCAGCAGGCUCCAUUUUUUUCCAAUAUCUUUGUUCCUGAACUUGUUGCUGAGUUGGAUAAGUCAGGCCCUACAUAUGAUAUAUUAUUUCUACUUAAAAGUUUGGAAGGCAUGAACAAGUUCAAAUUCCAUCUUAUGUCUCGUGAAAGAACAAAAGCUUUUGCUGAAGGGAGAAUUGAUAACUUGGAUAAUUUGAAGGUGGCAGUUCCUGUAAUACCAGAGAAUGAGUUUGUGAACAGUAAAUUGACUGAAAAACUGGAGCAGCAGAUGCGGGACCCUCUUGCUGUGUCUAUUGGUGGCAUGCCUUUGUGGUGUAACCAGUUGAUGGCUUUGUAUCCAUUUUUAUUUGGUUUUGAAGCAAGAUGUAAGUACUUCCGAUUGGCUGCAUUUGGCCCACUUCAAGCUCAACCUCAUUCAUCAUUUCAUAAUACAUCAGGUGCCCCAAGUGACAGGCGACAUAAUGCUGGUAGUUUGCCUCGGAAAAAAUUUUUAGUUUGCCGGGAUCGUAUUCUGGAUUCUGCUGCCCAAAUGAUGAACCUGCAUGCUUGUCAAAAGGUUGUUCUUGAAGUGGAGUAUAAUGAAGAAGUCGGUACUGGCCUUGGUCCAACAUUAGAAUUCUAUACUUUGGUUUGUCAUGAAUUCCAGAAGACUGGCCUGGGCAUGUGGAGAGAAGACUAUACUUCAUCUACGUCAUGUAAAAGCUUACAGGCAGGGUCAGGAAUGGUGGUGUCCCCUUCAGGACUCUUUCCUCGCCCUUGGUCGUCUACAUUAAGUACAUCUAAUGGAAUAGAAUUUUCUGACGUGACAAAACAAUUUGUUCUUCUAGGCCAGGUCGUGGCAAAGGCUCUCCAGGAUGGAAGGGUCCUGGAUCUUCCCUUCUCCAAAGCUUUCUACAAACUUGCCAUUCUUGGGCAGGAACUUAGUGUGUAUGACAUCCAGUCAUUUGAUCCUGAGCUUGGCAGGGUUCUGCUAGAGUUUCAGGCUCUCAUUGAUAGAAAAAGAUAUUUGGAGACUGUUUGUGGUGAAAAAUCUACAUUUGAUGUUGAUAUGUGCUUCCGGAAUACAAAAAUUGAGGAUCUUUACCUUGAUUUUACACUUCCGGGGUAUCCCGAAUAUGUUCUUACUUCUGGUUCUGAUCAUAAAAUGGUAACUAUGACUAACUUGGAGGAAUAUGUUUCACUUCUUGUGGAUACUACUAUAAAUGCUGGAAUUUCCAGACAAGUGGAAGCAUUCAGGUCUGGGUUUAACCAGGUUUUCCCCAUCAAACAUCUUCAGAUUUUCACUGAAGAAGAACUGGAGAAAUUACUAUGUGGAGAGCGUGAUUCUUGGGCUUGCAAUGGGCUCUUAGAUCAUAUCAAAUUUGAUCAUGGAUACACUGCUAGCAGUCCUCCCAUUAUUAAUUUACUGGAAAUUGUGCAAGAGUUUGACCAUGAACAGCGACGAGCAUUUCUGCAGUUUGUGACAGGGGCGCCAAGGCUUCCUCCUGGUGGUUUGGCAUCUCUCAACCCGAAGCUCACAAUUGUCCGGAAGCAUUGCAGCAAAUGGGCAGAUGCAGAUCUGCCUAGUGUGAUGACUUGUGCCAAUUAUCUGAAGUUGCCGCCCUACUCAUCAAAAGAAAGGAUGAAAGAGAAGCUGUUAUAUGCUAUAACUGAAGGACAAGGGUCAUUCCACCUCUCCUAGCUAGCUUCUAAUUCCUCCAUCCAACUGAUACAGAAACUGUGAAUUUGUAAUUAUUAGAUUAGAUGGUGGUGUAGAUAAGAAAGAAAUGAAGUGGGUGGCAACGGGGCAAUGAUAAUGCCGGAAAGAGGAGCUGAUUGGCUUGAACAAGAGGAUGCUCCUUCCUUCAUGGACUGUAGAUAAAACAAGUUCGUAUAGGCUGUUGGUUUAGUUUUUGGAGAUGGGGGAAGAGAGCUGUACAGGGAAAUAUGGGGGUUUAUGGAUUAGCUCUCCUUUCCAAGCUUCAUGUACAAAGCUCUGUACAGAAGAUCUUUAUGGCAUGUGUAUUUUGACACCUUUGGUCUGGUAGCAAUUCCAAGGGUCUAGGCAUGUGAACAAACUAUAUUAUAUCAGUAUACUUUGGUUUCCGAACGACUUAAUUACAAAAUGAUGGUAAUUUCAUGUUUA